Molecule: messenger RNA, 180 nt
Organism: Lottia gigantea (owl limpet)
Lineage: Eukaryota; Metazoa; Mollusca; Gastropoda; Lottiidae
Exons: 1
Coding region: 1-180 (59 amino acids)
Source: RefSeq, a predicted model, not a curated record
AUGUUUGUUGCCCUCUCCUAUGAUGUUUGUUGCCCUAUCCUAUGUUCUGAUGUUUGUUGCCAUCUCAUAUGUUCUGAUGUUUGUUGUCCUCUCCUAUGUUCUGAUGUUUGUUUCCCUCUCAUAUGUUCUGAUGUUUGUUGUCAAAUUUCAGGUCCUGUUUCAAUAUGUCAACAUAUGUAA